CAUACGGGACUGCAGAUAGAACAUCCUCACAACUUUCAUAGGAAUGACCGGGAGCCAUCUAAACGCUGUAUUCAGUUCUCCAUCCAUUAACGGAGUUGAGACGCCAUUACAGGCCGAAGGAUCUCUACUAUAAACACACUCAUGAGUUGGAUUGUAAUCUGUAAAUCAAAAGGGGCAGAGAUUCGGUGAGUCUUGUUGUUAAAGAAUAAAUCACUUAACAGAGCAAAUGGCGGAGAAAAUUGCUCUUCUUGAAAGUUUCCUGAACUGCCAUGUGUGUUCAGAGACUUUCAGUGACCCUGUGUCUCUGAGCUGCAGCCACAGCUUCUGUUCAAACUGCCUGCAAAAGUUCUGGGAACAAGCUAAAAACAAAAACUGUCCCAUUUGUAAAACAAAGUCCUCCACGGAUGAACCAGCAGUGAACUCUGCACUGAAGGAACUGGCUGACUCCUUUGCUGGGAGGCAGAAGAAUGGUUCACCUGAGAUGGAAAAAGAAAAGGAGACAGAGGAAGUUGUGUGUGUUCAACAUCCAGAAGUCCCUUAUUGGUUCUGUGAGGAUGAAGAUAGAGCUGUGUGUCCUGUCUGUGAGUUUUCUCUCCACCACGGUCACAAGGUGGUUCCUAUAGAACUAGCAGUCAGUGAGCUGAAGGAGCAGCUGAAAUCUGACUUGAAGUCUCUACAGGACAAGAGGGGCAGAUACAAACAAGUGGAGAAAACAUACGAUGAAGUGAUUCAACACUCCAAGAAGCAGCUGUUGUCCACAGAGAGGCAGAUCAGAGCAGAGUUCAACAAGCUUCACCAGUUCCUGAAAGAGGAAGAGGAGUCCAGACUGGCAGCUCUGAGGGAGGAAGAGGAGCAGGAGGGGAAGACUAUCAGCAGAGAGAUGAAGAUGAUUCAGGAGCAGAUCUCCUCUCUGUCAGACAGUAUCUCUGCUGUUGAAGAAGAGCUGCAGAAACACAACGUGCCGUUCCUCAGCAGUUAUAAACCCACUCAGACCAGAGCCAGAGUCCAGUGCUCGCUGUCAGAUCCACAGCUGGUCUCAGGAGCGCUGACAGAUGUGGCCAAACAUCUGGGCAACCUGUCCUUCAGAGUCUGGGAGAAGAUGAGGGACGAGGUCCACUUCAGUCCUGUCAUUCUGGACCCAAACACUGCAAACCCCUGGCUUUAUCUGUCUGAUGAUCUGACCAGUGUGAGACAGGGAGACACCAAGCAGCAGCUUCCUGACAAUCCAGAGAGAUGCACCAAAUAUACCAUGCUUCUGGGCUCUGAGGGGUUCAGCUCAGGGAAACACAGCUGGGAGGUGGAGGUGGGAGACCAUCCUUACUGGUUUGUGGGUUUGGCUAAAGAGUCAGUGGAAAGGAAGGGAGAGUUACUUGCUUCACCAAAAUAUGGAAUCUGGUGUUUAUGGCAUGAUAAUGGAAAAUACGAUAAUGGAGCUGGUAAGCCCGUCAGAGUGAAGAAGAGUCUCCAGAGGAUCAGAGUCCAGCUGGACUAUGACCGGGGGGAGGUGUCCUUCUACAACCCUGAAGACAAGACCCACAUCUGCACUCUCAGAGACACUUUCACUGAGAAACUCUUCCCAUUGUUCAGUAUCGGAGCGGCUGGUGAUGCUAAAACUGCUGAUAUCAGAAUCUGUCAAACUGAGAUUUCUCUGUUUUUGUCAGUUACUGACAAUUCCAGUUAGUUCUUUUUAGGUGAAAAUUGUGCAUUUUAAAAGCAAAUGAAGAAAAUGUAGAGAUCCGGGUAAAAGAAAAACCAAAAUUUGAUCUUUCAGAAAAUUACAUGAUGGAACACAUUCCUUGGUUGUUGUAUAAUAUACAAUAUAUUUCCAAAGCACAAAAUUAGAAACUAAAGCUGAAAUGUAGGUAUUCGGCAUGUAAAGCAUUCUUGGCAAAAUGGUGGAUGUGGUUAGGACAAGUAGAUUUCAUGUGAUAUUUUUACUUUUCUUUUUUCAAAUGAUUAGCAACAACUUUAAGUUUGCAUAAGAAAGGCUUCAAUUUUAAAUCAUAUAACCACAGAAAGCCUCAUCUCACUUUGUUUUCUUUUGACAUUUUAAAAUGACUUCCUUGUGUUUAAUGGUGACUGGUUACCUUUUGUAAAUAUAAUGUUCAGUUCCUUCA
Perca fluviatilis (European perch) is the source of this 2117-nucleotide messenger RNA. RefSeq names its product nuclear factor 7, brain-like. Lineage: Eukaryota; Metazoa; Chordata; Actinopteri; Perciformes; Percidae. The transcript has a single exon. The coding region runs from base 227 to 1681 and encodes 484 amino acids. The record is from RefSeq and is a predicted model, not a curated record. Gene Ontology annotation, molecular function: protein binding; zinc ion binding.